CCGCAGUUGGCCGCGCACUAGGUGACGCGCUUCGCUUGUUCGCGGCCAGGACCAGUCGUUCCGAACAGGAGGACGUCCCGGGCUCGAGUCUCGGGCGAGGAUCGGAUACCAACAGCUUUAGGACAAUUUACGGACAGCACCGAGGGAAAGGUUUAUUUUCCUGCUAUAGAAAAUGAAGAGAAUAAAUAAACAAUGGAUCGAAAUAUUAUCACUCGUACUGUCCAGAAUUUCAAGAAAAGAAGCCAACUGGAAAAUAGAAAACCGAGGAACUUUAUCAUUAGUACUUCACAGAUAAAAGCAACGGUACAAUGAAAGGAGAUAAAAUAAUCAAAUUUUAAAUUUCCUCUGUUAAAAUACCACACGCUUGGUAAUAAAGAAAAAUUUUGUGUUUGUAAAGUAAAAACAAUUCUAGGGGGAUUAACAAAGUAUUUAGACUUUAUUUCUUAAAAACAUUUUUUAUCCUUCUUAAGAAAAGCUAUCAAAAAUUCGCAUUAUAUUUUUCAUUGAUUCUCUCAGCAUACAGUAAUAUUUAUAAGCUGCUAAUUUUUGGAUGCAUUUCUUGAAAAUACACCUAUAUGUACAAUUUUUUUAAACAUUAUUUAACAUUAAUUUACUUACAAAUUGUAUCGUUUAAGUAGAGUUCUUAUUGGUUUAAUAUAAUUAGUUUCUUAUAGUGUUAAAUGUAUUGAUCUAUAUUUCUAAAAUAUGGAAAUCAGUAACAAGUAAACGAAGUGAGUGUAAUGUGAAAGUGGUAAAUUUGUAGGUAAACAUUUACAAAGAACCCACGUCAGAAACCGAGGGCUUCUUUAGGAACGGCUUCGAGGUGGUAUAUCAAUUUUUUUUUUGGAAUAGCAUCGAAACCCUAAGAUAAAGGAACUCCCUACGUCAUUUAAAACAACUGCCAACAUAUCCAGGCGAUGGAACAACUGGUGACGUCGGGUGCUUGCAAGCUUGUAAGACCUACGGGAUGCCUCAAGACUUACGUUACAUGGAGUGGAGGUUCCUGAAGGUGUGAUCGAGGGCACGUCCAUUCGUGGGUUGGCUGAGCUGUUUAGGCAGUACAUUAUAAUUGCGAAAUGAUGUUGAAUCGCAAAUUGGAAGUCACCCUGGUGGCAGAGCAGAAGAAGGAGAAGUGGUGGAUGUGAACAGUUGUUCCCCCGAGUGGCCGCAGUGAGUCGAGGUCGCAGCCACGACCAUGUCCCGCAAGUCGCUGGAGGUGUGCGUGCCCAAGUCGUGGCUGGCCACGAAGACGACCAUGCUGCAGACGGCGCUGUGCAAGUCGGGGUCCUCGCUGGACCUGACGGCGCUGGGAGCCGCCGAGGCGGACCGCGAGACGCCGCCCGAGGGCAAGCUGCGGCGCGUGUUCACGACGCACGCGCGCCGCAGGUCGCUGCGCAAGAAGGAGCUGGUGAUCGGCUUCAACCUCAGCCACAUGAUGAAGGAGCCGCUGCGAGUGGUGCACUCCGUGCCGCUCAGCUUCCCGCACGGUUCGUCCACCAAUGAUCUCAUCUCCCGGAGAGGCGUGUUCAGCCGCCGCCACUACGGAUCCGUGGAGCUGCUGCCGCAGAUCGAGGUGGAUGGCCACGAGGUCAACGGCAGGAGGUUCCGAGUUGAGAAUGGCGACUCACUCGGGGAAAAAGAGGAGAUUUUUGGAUCUCCGAGUACGCCCGUCUUAGAGAAUCCAGAGUACCAGACUCGAUGGUACUUCAAAUACUUCCUUGGGAAGAUGCACCAGAACUACGUCGGCGCGGAGGCCGACAAGACGCCCUUCUUCCUGUCAGUGGUGCUGACGGACGCCAACAACCAGUGCGUGCCGCAGUACCGCGCCAUCUUGUGGAAGAAGACGGGAGCACAGAAGAUCUCAUUACCUUAUUCACCACACAAACCUAUGACUGUAAAGCAGAUAUUAAGCAAUUUCCCCAAUAUGGAGAAACUGGAGAAAGGACCGAAGGAAAUCUUUUCACCGGACAUACAAAAGGACCUGCUGCUGCUGGAGGAGCAGGAAGGAUCCGUCAACUUCAAGUUCGGCGUGCUGUACGCGCGGCCCGGGCAGAACAGCGACGACGAGAUGCUGAGCAACGAGAGCGGCAGUCCGGAGUUCGACCGCUUCGUCCACCUAUUGGGGGACAAGAUACGGCUCAAAGGAUGGGACAAGUACAGAGGCGGACUCGACGUCAAAGGCGACAUGACCGGCAAGUACUCCAUCUACACCAUUUACGAGGGCCACGAGAUCAUGUUCCACGUGUCCACCUUGCUGCCGUACUCCAAGGACAACCGGCAACAGGUGGAGCGGAAGCGGCACAUCGGUAACGACAUCGUCAACAUCGUGUACCUGGAUGGCGGAGCGGCGCAGAUGAACCACUUCAAUCCGUCGUUCAUCAAGUCGCAGUUCACUCACGUGUUCGCGCUGGUGACGCACGUGGCGGAGGACGUCGGCUACCGCCUCGCGCUCUUCUCCGAGGAGUCGGUGCCCCUGUUCGGCCCGUCGCUGCCUUGCCCGCCCGUCUUCCGCCACGCCGAGGUGUUCCGCGAGUUCCUGCUCGUCAAGCUGAUCAACGGCGAGAAGGCCGCCUUCAACACGCCGACCUUCUCCCAGAAGCGAGAGCGCACGCUGGACAUGCUCAUCAAGGACUUGCACGCCGAGCACAUGGCCGAGGGUCGAGGGACGAUGCUGAAUCGGCGCGCCUUCAGCGACGUCCUGCCCGACGCUCCGCGUGGCUCGCGCCGCAAGGAGGAGGCGCGGCAGGUGGAGUUCGUGCGCAUCGGGCAGGCGCUGAAGCUGGACACGAUUGUGAAGGGCGACGCGCCCACCAGCCUGGCGACCACAGGGCUGUUCAAGCGCGCCCCUUGGGAGCCGCACUGCUUCUACCCGGAUCUCGCUCACGAGGUGGUGUGCGGCGACAGCUGGGGAGACUGCCGCCUGCUCGUUGCCACCGAUGCCGGCAUCUUCCUCGUCGAAGAGAGCCUCUCCCACCGCCAAGUGUUCGACAAGACAGUGUUAGUAAAGCAGCUUCAUGUCGUUGAAGCACACGGCAUAUUGCUCUUCCGAACAGACAGAGGUCGCGACAGCAAGAUGCACGUGUUCCGACUGUCCGACUUCGACGGCGAGGCGGCGGCCGAGCUGCCGGCGCGCGGCAGGGCAGACCUGAAGGAGCACCGGCUGGAGCGCACCAAGGGCUGCCACCUGUACGCCGUCAGUCGACCUGGCGGCUCGCACCUCCGAGUGGUGGUCGCGAUAGGGAGGAAGCUGCUGGUGAUGCAGUGGAAGCACUCGACGGCGUGGACGGCGUGGUGUCCGGCCAGCGACACGGACACCGUGGAGGGCUUCCAGUACAUCAGGGAGAUCCAGGCGGGCGAGGCGCCGAUGCUGGUGACGCUGGUGGACUCGACGCCCGGCGCCGCCGGCCGCGCGGCCGACAACCACAUCUGCAUCGGCUACCGCGGCCAGUUCGACCUGGUGAACGAGCGCACGGGCGAGGUGGCGCGCCUGCACUGCGUGGACGGCAGCCGGCCGCACCUGGUGGCCGCCCUGGACCUGUACGAGGACGACGAGGCGGAGCUGCUGCUCUGCUACAACCACACCUGCCAUUUCCAGAAGCUUUCUGAAGAAAUUGUCACUACUGAAUUCGACUUUCACUGGAAUUCCGUACCCUCAGCCAUUGUGUGUGCCUUCCCGUACAUCUUUGCCUUCACUACUGACUCAAUGGAGAUCCGCCUGAUCAUUAAUGGAAACUUGGUACAGAACAUGAUCAUGCCGAAACUAGCGCUUAUAUGCUCCAAGAACGACAUCUUCUUCGCGACGACAGCGCCGGAGUUCUUCCACGGCCGCAUGGAGCGGCUGCAGGUGGACCGCGCGGAGAGGGACCCAAGCGUGUCGCCGCCGUCGUCGCCGCACUCUUCCCCGGAGGCGCGGCCCUUCCGCCUGUACCGCAUCCCGCUGCAGACGCUGAGCGGCGUGGUGGCGCCGCGCGACCGGCGCUGCCCCACGCCGUCGGCGCCCGGGGGCGGCGCGGAGGCGGGCGGCGGGGGCGGCGGGGGCGGGCUGCUGGUGCCAGAGCCGUCGCGCGGGCUGAGUCGCAGCUGCUCUUCGUCGCCGACGCCGCCGCACCCCGCCUUCCUCGCCGCCCCCAAGUGAUGGCGGCCGUCCAGCGGGUAGCGCCCCGGCCGCCCCUGAAGGACUCUCUCUCUCUCUCUCUCUCUCUCUCUCUCUUUUCUACAGCAAAUCACUCGACGGCCGAACGUAUAUUUUCAUACAGAGCAUAUACCGCGUAGUGGACGUCAGAAAAAAAAAAAAAAAGACAUUGGAAUACGUCAUUUUCACACACAAAAAAAAAAAAGAACGCUUUAUUACAAGAGCAGAAAUUUCGGAAGAUGUUUUAAUACGUAAUUUUUCGUGUCACUACGUAAGCACAAUGAAUGCUGUCGCGCAAGCUGUGUUUCCGUCGUGUAGAUAUUUCGUGUGUUGGUGAAUGAAACUCAGAUCGUGUACACAGUAGCUGUUAACCGGCUGCUUGGUCCGGUGGUAUUUACAUCUCACUGACAUAUUAAUUGCAUCUGGAAAUUGCGCCAAUUAUACUGUUCCAAGUCGUUUCUCAUAAAACACCACCAGAAAGUCUAGUUCUGAUUUUCAACUUUAUAUUGCUUUACACUUUAUUUUUUAGCAAUGGUUAUUUUGUCUUGUAGAAAAGCGUAUGUGCUGAAAAUUUAUGUUCCUUUUAUUAUAUUUUUCCAAUCUUAUAAAUUUUUGUUUCAUUUACUCUAGUUGACAGCAAAAUUUAACUGUUAAUAUUUAAUUAGGCUUGAUCACUUGAAAGUUUUCCAUUUAUGUUACUGCAAAUUAACACUCUAAUAUUUCUAAAGCAUAUUUGUUUUUUGUAAGGUUAUAAAAGUAAAGUUUAAAUUUAUUUUUUAAGACAAUACUUUUAUGCACAGUUCCCUUGCUAACUAAUCAAAGAAUGGUAGGUCUAAAUGCCUUCCUGAAUCGGUGCAUUUCUAUCCGAGAGCACCGCACAUGAUUUCAAUUUUAAGCUUUUCUUUACUUUUCCGAAUGAUAAAAUAUAAAUAUUUACUUCCCGCUAGCUUCAUCGUAAACUUAUUCCGUACAGUUGAUACUUUUUAAUUGCAUUUAGUAAUAGCUUACAAUUUUACGUUAAAUAAGGUAGCAAGCCUUUACACCUAUAGUAUUCAUCCUGAAAAUGUGACUAUUGAACAAUUUAUUACGAAAGCUACUUACUUACUAAACCAGAUUAAAAACGCUUAGUUAGUUAAAAAAAAAUCUUGUCAAAACGAUGUUUCCGCUUGACUUCAGCAUUAAAAUUAUUUGUAAUAUGAUACCACAGGAAAAUGUCUCAAAAAUGUGGACUAAAUAAAAUAAUUGUUAUUUAUAAUUUUUUAUCUAUUUUUCUCGUUUCGUUUAGAUAAACUUAUUCAUAAUUAUUUCACAUUUUUCCUUUUAAAAAUAAUAUCAGUUAUUUUUUCAUUCCACAGAUACUUGCCAACACAAUCACCGCGCCAAUAUAUUAAAAUUUUAUUUAUUGUCGACAUUCUUCAAAUACAUAUUUCACGGUAGCUUCAGAAUAGAGCUGUAGGUAUUUUCUUUAUUUUGGGUCUCGCUCUUUCUGCAAAGUUAUAAUUAAUUUAUAUAGUUCAAACUAUGUAAAUGUUUAUUUUUUUGUUUUAUUACUUCAUUCUUUAUAAGUAUAAAAUUGAGUAUUUAUAUGCGUACUACCAGAAUCAGUAAAAAUAUGUAGCUAAAAGCAACGUAUAGCAGUAUAUGAGGUUCGGUGAGAGUUAUCAUACCACGAUAUUAGUUCUGUGCAUUAUGAAAUUUAGUAACUACCUUUCACUUUCUUUAAUGAAAAAAUAAGCCAAAAAUCAUGUUCAACCAAUAUUGAUGGUUCUCAUAUUAAAAAGUUUAUUGUUCCCGUGUUUUAUACAGCUCCAUGAAAAAGAAUUUAAUAUUUUGGUUUAAUAUAUUGGUCAAAGAUAUGAGAACAGUAAAUAAUGAUUCUUAAGUACAAAAUAUCAGUAAAUUAUGCAAAGAAAAUAUACAAAUUUAAAAUCAUAAUGAUUUGUUUUAUAUUAUACCUUUUGCAAUAUAUCUUUGGAACACAAAAUUACUUUGAAGGGUAGUCAUAUUUUCAUAAAAAAACUAUAAGGUUAAACUAGAAGUCAUCUUUUGAUUUCUGAAUAAUAAAUAAACCAUUCAAAACAUAAAUACAGGCGCACAAUACUAUUACAAUGGCAAAAUCUUAUAAAUGUAAAAUUUAUUUAUAGUACAUACAAAGAAAGGUGACCACUUAAAUAUUGACCUCUUUUAUACUUGUGUUUUAUAAUGACUGAACAGUUUAGAAGUAUGACACAUUUAUAACUGAGAAACAAAAAAAAACUAUUAAUCUAAUCUCUCGCAGUGGCAAAAGAUGCAAACUAGAUGAAUAUUUUACUAUACCUUUUGUUCUUAGGCCAAAGCAAGAAAAGUACUUUAUCAUCAUCAAAUCAAUAUAAUGUACGAAUAUAUUCACAGUGUAUUUUUAAAUUCCAAGUAAAGUGUCAGUGACAUUCUGUAUUCGAUUAAUAAUGUUUAUGUAAUUUAAUUUGUACAGUACAAAUCAAGUGUGAAAAAUAUAACAUUAUUAAUAUAUGUAUUCUAUUUCAUGUAUGUAACUUACCUCUCUGAUAUAGUGUGUAGUAAUAUUGUUUCUUACUUUCUUUCUAAACCACUAAAAGUCACACGAAAAAUAAUAAAUACUAGUCUUUGAAAGUGUCUUAUUACUAAACUAAGAUAAUUCUUUUCCAUGUGUGUUUUAAACCGAGUAAUUAAAUUAGAUACGGGAUUUCAUGCAAACCAUUUCUGUGUAGAAAUAAUGAUUGUGUGUUUUUUCGACUUUUAGAUGUCUAGUAUAACCACAGAACUGUCCAUUUAUACGAUGAAUAUUUCACUGCAAAUCUAAAACGAUUUAUGUAAUUUUUUUUGUACUUAAAAAGAAAGACACAUGUGAUAAAAUAACUUGCAUUUAUGACUGUACAUACUACAUAAUAGAAAGUUAAAAAUAUAGUAUAGAAUAUUUUUGUUCAUAAUGCAGUGAACUAGGUAAAUGUAGUUUCUAGAAGCUUAUUUAGGAUAAACAGCAAUAGGUAUGUUGUCUUGUGUGUGUACAAUGAUGCUAUCCUUAAAAGCGUGUUAAAAAUUUCCUUACAAUAUUUGUGUCCUUAUGUUAAUUUUGUGAUAUGUGAUGUAUUUUCUAUCUUACAACUCAUGCAGUGCGAAAGCUGUGCACGGGAGAGAGCAAUAUGAGAUGUUGAUCACGAGAACGUUGAAGCUGAUUCACUGCAGACACGGAUGAAGGUCCAUACGAAGCUCGCGGCCACUUAGUCCCGUUCUACAAUGACACGUAAACGGAGACGGAUCUCACGGAACAGGGUUUCUACAACAGCACGCAGACGGAGACGGUCCCGUACGGAUUUGCUCGCCAAUGCUCAGCGAUUCAGUUUACGUUGCUCCGUACGGCCAAUAGAAGCCGAGUGUUUGGCUGCGAUGGUAACCAUGUUUGUUUAUGAUCUAUAUUUGUUAUAAAUGGUUUUUUGCACAAUAAUAUUUUAGUGUUCUAAUAUUACUUUGUCGUUUAUUUUUAUUACAUAUAUUUGAAUUUUACCCGUGCUAUAUUCUCAAAGCAUAACAUUUUUUUAAAAUUAAAUUAAUGCUUCAUAACUUUGGAACAAUAUAGUUGGUUGCCAUUUGUUACGUUUCCGUGCGUUGUGGAAGCAGAAGACGCGACAGUGAAAUGUUCCGUGAGAUAGGCCUCUCUCCGUUUACGUGAUACGUCUCCAUUUCCGUGCUAUUGUAGAACGAGCCUUAGGGCGUCGAACUGAUAGUGGCACCAUCUUAUAAACAGUUUUAGGUAACAUAACUUUCAGGAAAAAAUAAGCCUCAAAAUUUUCCUUUAGUCAUUAUAGCUAAACAAUGCUUGUCAUGAGAUAAAUGCUCUUUCUUUGGUUUCCAUUUAACACUUAAUCCCCCGGGGUGCUAAAAUUUUUUUUAACAUGAUAUACAAAGUUAGUUGUUUCUUCUUACUGAGAAAAAUAUUAUACUGAAAUGAAUUAAAAAUACAAAAAAAAUCGCUAUUAAAAUUGCUUAAUAUAUAUAUAUACACCCAAAUUAAACUGUUAUUGUCAUGAAGGAGUUUAAGUUUGGUGGGGGGAAAACAGGCACCUUUAUACCUUUCCUCUCAUGUCGUAAAAGAGGCCUUAUCCGUCUCUGAGUGACCGACAACGUUUGAUUGAAAAUUACUGGUUAAAAGCUUUAAUAAUGAUGAACUGAUCAUCAAGUUCUGUAGUUUGUAUUGUUCAGAUGCAUUAAUUUUGCUCAAACAUGGACACUGACUAAUUUCUUCCAUUUUGGGUGACAAAAUAUUUUUAAACAGCAACAGUUUCUCCUCAUGCUCUAAAAAAAAUUGUUGUUUACAAAAAUAUUUCAACGAUCUGAGUUUGAAUUCAUUUUUUUGGAGUAUAUUAUUGCUACUUAUUUUUGAUUGAGAAUUGCUCAAUAUGAAGCUGCAUAGUUUUUUUGGUUAUUUUAGAAUAUUUACUAAGCACGAAAAACUUCUUUUACACACAUGAACCAACUCAACCAAUAUUUUUGUAACUUUUUCUGUGCAACUUUUUAAAAUAUUGUGCGUAACAUAUUCCAACAUAAUUUUUUUUUUUGUAUUUAAAAAAAUUAACAUUAAUUUCAAAACUUAGUUUUUAAACAAUUGCUUUAAUAUAUUUUAAAAUUACAAAUAAGUUCAUUACUAAAUUUUUCAAUUUUAAUUGCAUUUAAAUAAAUUUUCAAUAACCUAGAAUUUACUUUUAAUCUAUAUUCUUAAAACGAUAUUUAAUUUUCAAUUUUUCUUAUAAUCGUUUUAUUUACGUGUUUUAUUGACACUUUUAGAUUUCAAUAUUUACAGCUUUUAAAUGAUUCUCUCUCUAUGCAAGAGCUCUUCAUUGAUCUUUAUAACAGAAGUCACACUUAAACACAAAAACGUAUCAAUAAAAUUUCGCUUCAAAAUUAUUUAUGUUGCGAUUGGCAAUUUAAUUUACCAGCCACUUCGUGCUCCUGACCAAGAUACUUAGUUCUCUUCAGCUAUGUACAGCUGGAUUUCGGGAGGUGGAAAUUAAAUCACUGUCACCGUUGCCUUUCAGUAUUUUGGAAUGAAAAUAAUAUUAAAUAUAUCUUCGUCACAAAUAUGAGGCAACUGUUUCAGUAGAGUCUACCUGGUAAAUGAAGUAAAAACCAUUUUCAACCAGUGAACCUUCGAUUUAACUCACCCUUUAGUGGAUCUCACGCUUUGUUGAGAGUACAGAGUGAAUAGCACCCAAUGUUGCCAGGUUGAUCCCACCCGGGGUGUUAACAGUAAAAAUAUUAUUUUGUGUACCAUCAUUAAUUACACUAAGUUUUAAAGAGUUUUUUUUUAAUUUUACUUUUUGUCGAUGCUUCUAAGAUAAUAUAAUAAUGUGUAUUGAGAGAAGAACAUAUUAAUUCAGUUAUUUCUGUGGAGAAACUAUUUUUAGUAGUCGGUCUCUUUUAAUAGAAUAGAGAAAUAAUUUCUAAUAUCUUAACCGUUGAAACUAGGAUGGCGCUUUUCAUACAUGGUUCUUUAGAAUAUAAAAUAAAAUAUUAUCAGAUGAUGCUCUUGAUUAAACAUAUUUCUGAAUUUCUCUUUCCGAAAUUUCCCUUAUAAAACAAUGUUUAAGUAGUAUUAAAAAAUAUCAUUUACAUUAAAAAGUCGUGUUAAAACACUUGUGCUCUAUAUCGUUUAUCUGGCAACAGAACACAAACAAGUACAACACCAACAGCAGAAAUCGUGUUUUGGAAUGAGAAAGUAAAAGCCUUUUAAAAUGCGCACUGCAAUCUAGGGAUAAGACAAGCUAUCGUAGUUGAAACAUAGCUUAAGAGUAUCGCAAGCAUCACUAGGAAUGUCAAAUAUUUUAUAUUUCGCCUCCCACCACUGCGAUACGGGUUCGAAUUCCGGCGGUUUAUUUGCACGUUUUAAACAUGGCGGACGAUCCCGUUAUCUGGUAAGUUUUUUAGGGGUGCUCCUGUUUCCAGCACAAAUUAUUUAUGUCAGUGCUCCAUUCAACCAUUCCACCCCUUGUCGCUUCUAAUGACCUCGAUACCGGCGAGACGUUAAUUCCCAAUUCAAUCAUUAAUUUUAAUACCUCAAUUUACUGUAAAAUUUAUUUACACGUUUUGAUUUACAUUAAAAUUUUAUAUUGGAUUAUAGUAGCACUAAACACAAACAAAACUGUAAGUUUAUGAAAGGAUCGAAAACUCUACUUAAUAAAAUAAACUAACAUAUAUUAUAUUCAACUCUUAGAGCAAUGAGGAAAGACUGAUAACCUUUUUUUUAUUUUCAAAAACAAUUUUCGAAAACAUUUAUUUAUUUAUUUGAUAAUUAACACUUCUCGUUGGCAAUAUUUAUUAAGUCCCUGCCAGGGAAUAUAGCUUCGAAUUUUUGUUACUACACGAAUGGAAUUAAAAUUUUGAAUGUAGCAAUUUGUACCCCAAUUUUAUCUUAAUAAUAAAAUAGUAAAUGUACAUGCAGUGCAUUUAUUUGUUCUAGUAUUUUUAUUUUGCUAUAAUACGAAAUCUUCUGUGAUAACAUAACUUCUUAACACACAUGAAUGUUGUAAAUACUAAAUUUCUUCCUAAAAUAUUGAAUUCAUUUUUUAAGAAAUGUAAUUGUAUGUAAUGUAUUAAAGUGUGCAUAAUAAUAAGUGUAAGUAUAUAUAUCAUUUUAAAAUUCAGUUGCAUGAUUAAUGUUGUUUAUGUGUGUUUUUGCACAGUGUAAUAUUUAACGGGCAGGACCCAGUCGUUAUGUUUUAAGAGUAGUUAAACGAAAUUAUAAGUUUACUAAAACUAAAUUUUAAAGUCAUAAAUUAUGACUGUUACAUAUUUUUACAACCAUAAAAAUUAAUUCAUGUGUCAUGUGUUGUUUAUAGAAUGUAAAUGUUUUUAGGUUAUUAGAAAGACACUACAAGACCACAUUUAUAGCGUAAUGUCUUCUAUAUGUCACGGUCUACAAAUAAUGAAGCACUUUGUGGCUAAAUGAAAUGCAGUUAGUCAUAAGAUUACUUCCCUUUCACUAAAGAAUGUGAUAUUUAUACACGAAUAAAUUAUAUGCCAUCAAAUUUUGCGUGACUUUCAAGCUCUUGUUAAGAGUAUAUAUUAAAAUAUGUAUAAUUUCUAUACAAAUUGUGCUUGUGUAGAUCUGUAUUUUCUCCUAUAUAAAACUCAGUACAUUUAGAACUUUACAGCAUUAUAAGACAUUUGACGUUAUAAUCGUAAUAGUUCUCCACCUAUGGUUUCAAUUCGUUGCGUUUUAGUCAGAGAUUAAAAGAGUACCAUUAAAAGAUAUAUUUAGGUUUUGCGUAACGUAUUAUUCUAGUUUAGUUACUUUUAUUUACAGAACGUAUUUGGAACUAUAGCCUCUUAUUAAAAUUAUAAUGUAUUUUGUGUUUUAUAUUACCGUAAAUAUAUUCCUUAAAAUUUUAUUCAGUUAUUUGUGAACUUAUACGCAUUACAAACUGUGCCACAUAAGAUCUGUGAUUUUUAAAUUUUGGUUUGCAUGGUGGCUACUUGUGAGAAAUAUGUGUACGAAAUAUAUGGUGACUUAAAAUAUUGGAAUAAAAUUUCUGGACUGAUUUGCGUGUGGGUAACUUCAAGAACUAUUUAUACUUGGGCUCUUCAUUACAUGGAUUUCUCUGCUUUUACUUAAUAACACUUUCUACUUCAGUGUAUAAAACUUUUCAACCAAAUUGUUAUGAGUGUUCGUUUUCAUGGAUUAACAGCAAAAACUUUGUUUUACGUAGAAAAUCGCUGACUGAAUCAGACACAUUAGUCGAAUAGUUCGUAAAAACUGAUUGUGGUUUGUAAGCUCUAGGAGCCAAAUGUACCGUAUACUUCAAAAAAGACAAUUGAAAUAAAACCAAAAUUUUAAAACGCUAUAUACACCGCAGUAUUAAAAAUAAGGUAUGUAUUUACAUUGCAACAACUAUUUUACUUUUAAAAUCAAAUUCAUGUAUUUUAACUUAUGUUUGAGAUGUAAACAAUGUCUUCAACUAUUAAUUAUUUUGUAUUCAAUUUUGAUUAAACCCAUAAUUUAAAAAUAAAGUAUGGAUAUUUUUAACUGUUACCAUAA
Bacillus rossius redtenbacheri is the source of this 12179-nucleotide messenger RNA. RefSeq names its product GTPase-activating Rap/Ran-GAP domain-like protein 3. Gene Ontology annotation, biological process: regulation of small GTPase mediated signal transduction; activation of GTPase activity. Lineage: Eukaryota; Metazoa; Arthropoda; Insecta; Phasmatodea; Bacillidae. Gene Ontology annotation, cellular component: cytoplasm. The record is from RefSeq and is a predicted model, not a curated record. Gene Ontology annotation, molecular function: GTPase activator activity. The transcript has 24 exons. The coding region runs from base 1196 to 4135 and encodes 979 amino acids.